Molecule: messenger RNA, 216 nt
Organism: Cyphellophora europaea CBS 101466
Lineage: Eukaryota; Fungi; Ascomycota; Eurotiomycetes; Chaetothyriales; Cyphellophoraceae
Exons: 1
Coding region: 1-216 (71 amino acids)
Source: RefSeq, a predicted model, not a curated record
AUGGGUCUCAUGUCCAAGCUUCAGAAUAAAAUUGAGCUCUAUCGCCUCGAGCAAAAGUACACCCGCAGAAAGAAUCGCAGCACCUUCACCACAGGUGCCCAAUAUGUCGAUGGAGAAUACGUGUACCAACCCGACGGCCAGCUGAGUGCCAGCUCCACGGGCUCCACGGGCAGCACCAACAAGAGGAGAAGCAUGUGGAUGUCGCCUCGAAAUUAA